CUUUCCUCAACCUGAACAAGGGAGCGUCCAUAGUUUCAGGUAGAAGCAACAGGUAACAGAUUCAAGAUGCCUGGUACAGCGAGGCAUGACCGGGAGAUGGCAAUCCAAGCAAAGAGAAACCUGGCCAAAACCACAGAUCCAAUUGAGAGGCUGCGGCUGCAGUGUUUGGCAAGAGGGUCUGCGGGCAUCAAGGGCCUGGCAAGGGUCUUUCGCAUCAUGGAUGAUGACAACAGCAGGAGUCUAGAUUUCAAGGAGUUCUUGAAAGGCCUCCAUGAUUAUGCUGUGCUAAUCGAGAAAGAAGACGCUGAAAAGAUUUUCAGAGUUUUUGAUAAAGAUGGGAGUGGAACAAUUGACUUUGAUGAAUUUCUCCUAACAUUAAGACCUCCUAUGUCGAAUGCCAGGAAAGAAGUCAUUAUGCAAGCUUUUCGAAAGCUAGACAAGACUGGUGAUGGUAUUGUCACCAUUGAAGAUCUUCAGGGAGUCUACAAUGCAAAACAUCACCCCAAGUAUCAGAAUGGAGAAUGGACGGAAGAUCAAGUUUUUAGGACUUUUCUAGAUAACUUUGAUUCACCCUACGAAAAAGAUGGAAAGGUAACAACAGACGAAUUCAUGAAUUAUUAUGCCGGUGUCAGUGCUUCAAUAGAUACGGAUGUCUAUUUCAUUGUGAUGAUGAAAAAUGCUUGGAAAAUUUGAUUGUAUGAUUUUAUAAAACAACAUUUCCUCCUCUUUCUUUUAGCUUAUAACAUCCCCUUAGCCUCGCAUGCAGAAAAGGAUGACUGUAUCACAUGCAAUUGCUGCACACAGUUGCUACGCAUUGUACUAACACAGAAGAAAUGAUAGUUCCUGUGAUCAAGACUGAUGUUUCGGCAGGGGGGCAGAAAUGUCCAUCACUUCAGAAAACACAGAUUCUCAACAUGUGUAAUGUGAAUACGGAAACAUUUUCAGCAGAAAAUUGACAGGCCAUAGGAACGGAAGCUGACUCUUACCCCCUUUUUCCUUGUGUCAGGGGUUUUUUUCUGGGAAAAGAGGUGGUGGAACUCAGUGGGUUGCCC
Messenger RNA from Eublepharis macularius, 1052 nucleotides. It is a transcript of the gene CAPSL, whose product is annotated as calcyphosine like. The transcript is spliced from 5 exons. The coding region runs from base 67 to 693 and encodes 208 amino acids. Gene Ontology annotation, molecular function: calcium ion binding. Lineage: Eukaryota; Metazoa; Chordata; Lepidosauria; Squamata; Eublepharidae. The record is from RefSeq and is a predicted model, not a curated record.